Molecule: messenger RNA, 1105 nt
Organism: Lonchura striata (white-rumped munia)
Lineage: Eukaryota; Metazoa; Chordata; Aves; Passeriformes; Estrildidae
Source: RefSeq, a predicted model, not a curated record
AUGCCACCAGCAAUGCCACCAUCGGUGCCACCAUCAGUGCCACCAGCAAUGCCACCAGCGGUGCCACCAUCGGUGCCACCAUCGGUGCCACCAUCGGUGCCACCGGCGGCCGGGCCGCCCGCGCAGGGCCCCGGGGACAGCGGGUGGCCCGGCGCGGGCGCGGGGCUACGGGCGGCCCUGCGGGCGGGCAGUGCCCGCUGGCGGCUGCGGGACUUCGCCGGCGCCGCCGCCGAGUUCUCCGCGGCCCUGGAGUUUCAGGCGUUGAUUCAAGAAGCCCUGGCCGGAGAAGCGUCUUUCUGCGCUCUGUACACGCCUUUCGAGCGAGGCAGCAAGGCGCGCACGCUGCAGGAGGCCAGCGGGACCUUUGCCGAGCGGCACCCCGGCUACGCGCGGCACGUUUUCACAGAUCCGCACGGAAUCCACCUGCUGCCAGAGGAGGCUGAAGAAUCUCGCCCUGGCCAGCAGUACUUACUGACUCUGGGCUUCAGAAACAGAGACAUCGGGAAAAUCGUGGAGAAGUUUGUGACCCAAAGCCUGCCGAUCCAUCCAGGCCAGAGGAUAACUUUGAGCUCCAGCACGGAGGAAGAACCGGGAGCGUUCUGGCGGAACGCCGGGAGAAGCAUCACGGCCGCCGUGGCUUUUGUGGGAAGCUCCAAGAUAAAGGACGAGCGCGGCCCCUGCGCCCGCGCCAUCGAGCAGCUCCACCGCGCCAACCUGCUCCGCCACCUGCGCAGGGCGGAGGAGCACGCCCAGCUGGUGGCCCAGGCCGUGGCCGAGCUGGCCACCGUGCCCUACCUGCAGAGACUCUCCCGGCACGAUGACCAGCUGCGGCAGUCCCUGAUGGCAGAUGCCUUGGACAUCCUGGCAGGAAGACCUGGAGAGCGUGUGUGGACCAAAAUACAGAAGGUGGCGCUGAUUGAGGAGUACCUGCGGGAGGCAGAGGGGAGCCCAGGCGUGGCCGGGCCGGGCUGGGCUCCGGGCCACCACCAGGUCCUGAGGCUGGAGAACAUCAACGUGCUCGUCCCCGACCCGCGGAGCUUGGCCACGGGCCCCCGGAGGAGCCGCGUCCUCCUGGCCACGACCUGACCAAUAAUCCAGAUCUCAA